AUGGCCUGGCCAAGUAUUUUUCAGAGAGGAACUCUGCUGUCCCGGUUCAGCCAUCAUCAUGUUGUCGUGUUCCUGCUCACCUUCUUCAGUUAUUCGUUGCUCCAUGCAUCAAGAAAAACAUUUAGCAAUGUCAAAGUCAGCAUCUCUAAGCAGUGGACCCCGAGUGCUUUUAACAGAUCGAUUGAACCUGUGGAGAUCUGGAGCAGCAACCACCUGUUCCCCAGUGCGGAGGAGGCCACUCUUUUCCUCGGAACCCUGGAUACGAUUUUUCUCUUCUCCUAUGCCGUGGGCCUUUUCAUCAGCGGUAUUGUUGGGGAUCGGCUUAAUUUACGAUACGUUCUAUCGUUUGGCAUGUGCUCUUCUGCAUUAGUGGUGUUUGUCUUUGGCACUGUCACAGAAUGGCUGCAUUUCUACAACAAGUGGCUGUACUGCUGCCUGUGGAUUGUGAAUGGCCUGCUGCAGUCCACAGGGUGGCCCUGUGUGGUUGCUGUCAUGGGCAACUGGUUUGGGAAAGCUGGCCGAGGCGUUGUUUUUGGUCUCUGGAGUGCCUGUGCUUCAGUGGGCAACAUUUUGGGAGCAUGCCUGGCCUCUUCUGUUCUGCAGUAUGGUUAUGAGUACGCCUUCCUGGUGACGGCAGCUGUGCAGUUUGCUGGUGGGAUCGUCAUCCUCUUUGGACUCCUGGUGUCACCUGAAGAAAUUGGUCUCCCAGGUAUCGAGGCAGAAGAAAACGUCGACGAAGACUCGCACAGACCAUUAAUCAACGAUGCUGAAAAUGAAGAUGAAUAUGAGCCUUAUUAUUCCAUUCAAGAAGGCAGUACCAUCACUCAAGUCAAGGCAAUAAGCUUUUAUCAGGCUUGUUGCCUUCCUGGAGUUAUCCCGUACUCACUCGCCUAUGCCUGCCUGAAGUUAGUGAAUUACUCCUUCUUCUUCUGGUUGCCCUUUUACCUGAGUAACAACUUUGGGUGGAAGGAGGCCGAAGCUGACAAGCUGUCCAUUUGGUACGAUGUUGGAGGGAUUAUAGGGGGAACUCUGCAAGGCUUCAUCUCUGACGUGCUACAGAAGAGAGCACCCGUUUUAGCUCUGAGUCUGCUUCUGGCAAUCGGGUCCCUGGUUGGAUACAGUCGCUCGCCAAACAACAAGUCCAUUAAUGCACUUCUGAUGGCGGUCACAGGAUUUUUUAUUGGCGGACCUUCUAAUAUGAUCAGCUCUGCUAUUUCUGCUGACUUGGGUCGCCAAGAGCUCCUCCAAGGCAGCAGCGAGGCUUUGGCGACUGUCACUGGAAUUGUUGACGGAACUGGGAGCAUUGGAGCUGCAGUGGGUCAGUAUUUAGUGUCUUUGAUCCAGGACAACCUCGGAUGGAUGUGGGUUUUCUACUUUUUCAUUCUCAUGACAAGUUGUACAAUUGUAUUUAUUUCGCCAUUAAUAGUGAGGGAAAUGCGCUCUCUUAUGCAAAGACGACAAGUUCGCAUACUAAGUGAAUGA
Pipistrellus nathusii (Nathusius's pipistrelle) is the source of this 1482-nucleotide messenger RNA. The record is from the annotation of a GenBank genome assembly. NCBI's taxonomy places the organism in Eukaryota, Metazoa, Chordata, Mammalia, Chiroptera, Vespertilionidae.